Salvia hispanica is the source of this 3350-nucleotide messenger RNA. Its product is annotated as serine/threonine-protein phosphatase BSL1-like. NCBI's taxonomy places the organism in Eukaryota, Viridiplantae, Streptophyta, Magnoliopsida, Lamiales, Lamiaceae. Gene Ontology annotation, biological process: brassinosteroid mediated signaling pathway. The record is from RefSeq and is a predicted model, not a curated record. Gene Ontology annotation, molecular function: phosphoprotein phosphatase activity; protein binding.
CUUCCAAUUAUCAGCUGUCUAUCUUAAACUCCAUUCAUCAAUCCAUCAAAGUAUGAAACCCUUUUUUCUAAUUUCACAGUUUUGAAGUAUUUAUCAGUAAUACAAUCCAAAUCCAUGUAUAAAAAACGGUUCUUUGCCUUUCGAAAAAUUGAACUUGAAUUAUCUGGCAACCACUCUCAGCGAAGGAGAGUCCAUUUUGCUGCUUAAUCAGCUCUAGGGCUCCAAUUUCGUGGAUUUCUUGAGCUAUUUCGAUCAAUUACACGUGAUUUUUUUUUUAUCCAGCGUUUUGGCUGAGUUGAUUGAUUUGUGAAUGGGAUCGAAGCCGUGGCUGCAUCCUGCGCCGGAAUAUCGGUAUUUGGAGAGCUAUUGGGACACUGAUGAGGACGCGCCGGGUCCCCGCUGUAGCCACACUCUCACCGCCGUGGCGGCGACGAAAACCCAUGGUCCCCGCCUCAUUUUGUUCGGUGGCGCCACCGCCAUUGCCAGUGGCAACGGUGGCAUUCGGUUGGAUGGAGUGACAAAUUCUGUACAUUCUUACUGUGUACUUACUAGAAAAUGGACCAGGCUUCGACCAGCAGGAGAGCCACCAUCACCUAGAGCUGCACAUGCUGCCACAGCUGUUGGCACCAUGGUGGUGUUUCAGGGUGGGAUAGGUCCUGCUGGGCAUUCGACAGAUGACCUUUAUGUGCUUGAUUUGACAAACGACAAGUACAAGUGGCAUCGUGUUGUAGUUCAAGGACAGGGGCCCGGGCCUAGAUACGGACAUGUCAUGGACUUGGUCGCACAACGAUAUCUUGUUACAGUUAGUGGCAAUGAUGGUAAAAGAGUGCUUUCAGAUGCUUGGGCCUUCGAUACUGCACAGAAACCAUAUGUGUGGCAGAGGCUUGAUCCAGAUGGUGACAAACCUUCUGCAAGAAUGUAUGCAACAGCUAGUGCUCGGAGAGAUGGAAUGUUUCUGCUUUGUGGUGGAAGAGAUGCUUCUGGCACGCCACUGGCAGAUGCCUAUGGAUUGCUUAUGCAUCGGAAUGGGCUCUGGGAAUGGACACUUGCUCCAGGAGUGUUGCCUUCGCCCAGGUACCAGCAUGCUGCGGUCUUUGUAGGUGCUAGAUUGCAUGUAAGUGGAGGUGUUGUCAGAGGUGGUCGAUCAGUAGAAGGUGACGCUGUAAUUUCAGUAUUGGAUACUGCUGCUGGAGUUUGGCUUGAUAGAAAUGGGCUGGUCACAUCACGAGGAAACAAAGCACAGAGUGACCUUGAUCCUUCUCUGGAGAUUAUGCGGCGAUGUCGCCAUGCAGCUGCAUCUGUUGGUUUCCGAAUAUAUGUUCAUGGUGGUUUGAAAGGAGAUACUUUGCUAGAUGAUUUUCUUGUGGCAGAGAACUCUCAAUAUCAAUCUGAAAUCAAUCCACCAUUAUCCCCUGACAGAGCCUCAAUAAAUUCUAGCCCAAGGUCAAACAAUACUACUUUUGCUCCAUUUUCCGCUGGAUCAACCCCAGAUUGCGGGUUUGAAACACCUUCAUCUGGAAAUUUUGGAAUGGACAGACAGUCCUUGGAGAAACUCGCAGAGGCAUCUGCCGCUGAAGCUGAGGUUGCCAGUGCUGUCUGGCAAUCAGCUCAGGCUGCUUCAGCCAUCCCCGAGGAAGCAUCGUUGUCAGAUGUCAAUUCGCAGUCUGUGGAGACCACUUCUGAGGGUAGUGACACCGAAGUUGAUGUCCGCCUUCAUCCUAGAGCCGUUGUAAUUGCAAAAGAAACUGUAGGAAACUUGGGGGGUAUGGUACGACAAUUAUCCUUGGAUCAAUUUGAAAAUGAAAGUAGGCGAAUGCUACCAUCACAUAAUGACCUAUCAAAUCCUACUAAAAAGUUUGAAAGGCAGAGAUCACCUCAAGGCUUGCAUAAAAAGAUCAUAUCAACUUUGUUGAGGCCUCAGAAUUGGAAGCCUCCUGUUAAUAGAAAGUUCUUUUUGGACUCUUACGAAGUCGGUGAGCUUUGUUUUGCUGCUGAGCAGAUUUUCAUGCAAGAGCAAACAGUGCUCCAAUUGAAAGCUCCUGUAAAAGUUUUCGGUGACCUUCAUGGACAGUUUGGUGAUCUGAUGCGGCUUUUUGACGAAUAUGGAUUUCCUUCAACUGCUGGAGACAUAACUUACAUAGACUAUUUAUUCUUGGGAGAUUAUGUUGAUCGCGGACAGCACAGCUUGGAAACUAUAACUUUGCUCCUUGCUCUUAAGAUCGAAUACCCAGAGAAUGUUCACCUGAUAAGAGGAAAUCAUGAAACUGCAGACAUCAAUGCACUUUUUGGUUUUCGCAUUGAAUGUAUUGAAAGAAUGGGGGAAAGUGAUGGGAUUUGGGCUUGGACGCGAUUCAACCAGUUGUUUAAUUAUCUCCCACUUGCUGCGUUGAUUGAGAAAAAGAUCAUUUGCAUGCAUGGUGGCAUAGGGAGGUCGAUUAAUUCAGUCGAACAGAUAGAGAAUCUGCAGAGGCCCAUAACAAUGGAUGCUGGUUCAGUAGUGCUAAUGGAUUUGUUAUGGUCGGAUCCGACUGAAAAUGAUAGCGUUGAGGGCUUGAGACCAAAUGCUAGAGGACCCGGACUUGUGACAUUUGGGCCUGAUCGGGUCACAGAUUUCUGUAAGAGGAACAAGUUGCAGCUUAUCAUAAGAGCUCAUGAGUGUGUGAUGGAUGGAUUCGAACGAUUUGCCCAGGGCCAGUUGAUCACCCUUUUCUCUGCUACCAAUUAUUGUGGAACGGCGAACAAUGCUGGAGCAAUAUUGGUCAUUGGCAGGGAAUUGGUCAUCGUCACGAAAUUGAUUCAUCCACUUCCACCACCUUUCCACUCCCCAGAAAAUUCCCCAGAACGUGUGACAGAGGAGACGUGGAUGCAGGAGCUUAACAUCCAAAGACCUCCAACUCCAACAAGAGGACGCCCGCAGCCGGACCUUGACCGAGGCUCACUCGCCUAUAUAUAACAUCACAUGUUGAUUUUUGCAUGCAUCGAUGCUUCUCCAGUGUUGCUGGUACGGGACGGAGCAGUUGGCUCUGCUAUCGUGGUAAGAUUUCUACCGAGGACUGCUGUACUUCACACAGAUGCAGUAGAUGAGAAUAGGAUUAUUGGUGUAUAGAAGAGAGAUACAAAGAUUGAGAAGAAAUUGUCACAUUUUUUCUGUUUUGUCAUUGUGUGGUACGGAAAAAAAGAAAUACAUACGAUAAGUUAAUGGUGGAUAUAUGUGUACGUAGAUGAUGUGCUAUUGAGUUCAAUAUAUCGAGUGUAAUUAGCAGAUUCACAUUGGUUUUGCAAAUUUAUCUAUUAUGUGUAGAGAAAGAAAGAGCAGACACACAAUGAGGAAUGAACCUUUUUUCUUAAUC